Hydractinia symbiolongicarpus is the source of this 1316-nucleotide messenger RNA. RefSeq lists its product as uncharacterized. The transcript is spliced from 3 exons. Bases 1 to 765 code for a protein of 254 amino acids. NCBI's taxonomy places the organism in Eukaryota, Metazoa, Cnidaria, Hydrozoa, Anthoathecata, Hydractiniidae. The record is from RefSeq and is a predicted model, not a curated record.
AUGAGGCCUUCGGAGAAAUCCACCUGGCAGGGGAGCAAUGAAAAAGAAAACCAUCACUUUAAUUUUGAUAACAUCAGCAAGGACGGGUCAAGACACAAAAAGUACACAAACAAUAUAAAUUGUCGCAUUACAUGUGGCGCUCUUGCAAAGUUCACAGGAAAUUUAAAAAAAAUUAUACUCUACGGGCAUCUUGACAUGAAUAACGAACAACCAGAAUAUCUACAACAACAAGCACAACAACAACAAGAUCUACAACAACAACAACAACAAGCGCAACAACAACAACAAGUGCAACAACAACAACAAGCGCAACAACAACAACAACAAGCGCAACAACAACAACAAGCGCAACAACAACAACAAGCGCAACAACAACAACAAGCGCAACAACAACAACAAGCGCAACAACAAGCGCAGCAACAACAACAACAAGCGCAACAACAACAAGCGCAACAACAACAACAACAAGCGCAACAACAAGGGCAACAACAAGCGCAACAACAAGGGCAACAACAAGCGCAACAACAAGGGCAACAACCACAACAAGCGCAACAACCACAACAAGCGCAACAACCACAACAAGCGCAACAACCACAACAACAACAACAACAAGAUCUACAACAACAACAAGAUCUACAACAACAACCACAACAACAACCACAGCAAGAACAAGUGUGGAGGAAUGGGCAACGAUACCUUGUGUAUCACAACGUCCGAAGGGUAAGUAACAUAAAAUUAUUUUCUCCUUACAGAACUUUAUCAUAAAGUUAUUAUCGACACUUUUAUCAAUUUAGAAUCCGAGAAGAGCAGUCAAGAGAGUGGCGUAAGUAUUUUUCUUGCUAUAUUUUUUUUAUAUCAGCCACCGCCAAUGCAUGCUUUACAUAAAGUAUUCAACUUUCUUACCUCAGAAAUCUUUUUGUACUAGUAUUUGAAGAAACUAGCUACAUUAAAUAAAGGACACGCUAACCAAUAUUCGAAAGAAGUAUAAUAGAAUAGUACAAUCUUUUUCUGGAACAACGUUCUUGAAACAAUUGUACAAAAUUAAGCUGUUCUUAAGUUUGUAGUGAUUUUUUGCGAUCGUUUGUUGAACAAGGCUAUAUUUUGGCUCUCGUAUGAAAAGAGUUAUUGUAGAAUUUAGCAUCCGAAAGACAAUUCAGUUUGUUAGGCAUCUUCGUAAAAAAGCGUUGGAUAUAUAUUGUAGGAAAUUAUUUUUGGUGUUUGAUUCUCAGAAAUACACUUAAUACACAUAAUUUGUUUCGUUCAAUACAUUAUAUACAUUAUUUCUUUCUUGUAGACCAAAUGAUGGCCAGCCAGUU